Molecule: messenger RNA, 764 nt
Organism: Lindgomyces ingoldianus
Lineage: Eukaryota; Fungi; Ascomycota; Dothideomycetes; Pleosporales; Lindgomycetaceae
Exons: 8
Coding region: 1-651 (216 amino acids)
Source: RefSeq, a predicted model, not a curated record
AUGGUUACGACGAUCAGCCCAUUUCGGCGGCUGCGUGAAAAUUCGCAAGACCGUACCGCACCGGCCCGACUUCGUGAUGGAGGACCACCCCCCCGAUUCUGUCUCGGCCUGCAUCGCCUGCUUGAGCCUUAUGAUUUGGGCACCAUAGGCAUGAGGAACUGGAUUGAAUUUUUUGCUAGAGGAGUCCUUUAUGCAUACGACUAUGGUGACGACGCAUCCGAUCAUGGUGACGACGCAUCCGACCAUGGUGACGACGCAUCUGACUAUCGUGUGACUACUGCAAACAAGGACUCUACGAUAGGCUGCCCAAUCAACCUUGGGCUUGGCUCCACAAUACAUUACUCUCAUAGCUUGUGCCUGCAAGGUUACAGAACAUUAACAUGUAUUAGACUCCAGCCGUUUAGGCCGAGGUCCUGGCUAGCCAUUGACACACUGAGUUUUCUUUCAUUGCCCAAUUAUCGGGCCUUCACAUGCAUCGCUACGCCAAAGAGACAUCACGAUCCUUACCGCCCUUUUAGAAUUUCAGGAGCAACAUUAACGUUUACCAAUAGUGGAAACACUGAACCCUCGAACAAGCUUCUUGGGCAUCGUUCCUUACCGGCUCUCAAUGAAUUCACAAACCUUCUCGCAUACCCCGCAACGGAAGAGUAACUCUCUUCUCUCUGCUACAUGAGUAAAGAUGAAAUAUCAGAAUGUUCCAUUGCCAGAUGAUCUGCACGGUACGGCAGACGUUGCUUCUCGCGUGGCAGGCAGGCGCCGGUUCG